This is a messenger RNA of Malassezia japonica, 1935 nucleotides long. RefSeq lists its product as uncharacterized. Lineage: Eukaryota; Fungi; Basidiomycota; Malasseziomycetes; Malasseziales; Malasseziaceae. The transcript has a single exon. The record is from RefSeq and is a predicted model, not a curated record. Bases 1 to 1935 code for a protein of 644 amino acids.
AUGACGAGCAGCACUGCGUUGAUUGUCGGCCUGUCGGUCGGCCUGGGCGUCGGCAUGCUGGUGGUUGUGUCGCUCGGUCUCUUGACCGGCGUCUUCAUCCGCCGGCACUGGCGCAUAAAGCGCCAGCAGUCAAUGGACCGUGCGAACACCAAGCUGUGGCAGGCAGACCCCAACGCGACUUACCUGGAGAAGACGUACGAGCACCCGGUCGACGACGAGGAGCGCAUGGCGCAUGUCCUGUACAAUGUCCCCGAGGCCUCGCACAGCACUGAAGAGGGCCAGACGCAGCCGCCGGCCGGCGACGUCUCGCCCCGCACGAUGCCCCGCCCUCUGCCGACGGAUGACGACGUGCGCUUCCCCAGCGCGCCGAUCGCCGAGCAGGCCCAGCAGCCGUCCGUGCAGUGGACGCGCAACUCGGUCCCGGCGGCGCUGCGCUCGGGCGCGCCGCCACCGCAGAGCCGCCAGGCCUCGUCCAAGUACAAACUCUCGCUGAACCGCUCGCGCUCGCGCAUGCUGUCGAUGCGCCUCGGCAGCCCGCGCAACUCGUGGGUCAGUCACCGCCGCUCUGUUCUCUCCCGCUUCCCCUCACAGUUCCGCUCGGCGCGCUCCUCGCGCCGCGUUUCGCCCGACUCGCAGUACGAAGGCUCGAUCGGCCACCCGGACGGCACGAUUCCGAUGGCACGCCGCAUCGGCCGCAACGAGACGCGCUUCCAGUACGACUCGAGCUCCUAUGCCUCUUCGCCCCGCGUGGACUGGGACGAGUACUACCCCGAGCCGGAGACGACGUACAUGGCCGAGCCCCAGACGGCCGAUGUCCCUGUGCCAGCGCCGGCGGUGCCAGCGCCGGCGGUCCUUGCGCCGCCCCGCGAGCCAGAGGACCGCGAGGCGUUCCUCCAGGCACGCAUCGCUGCGUGGCAAGAGACGAGUCUGAACGCGGGCUCGCCGAACGAGGUCGAGGACGAAGUGCCCGAGCUCCCGGCGCUCAAGACGGCGCCGCUCCAGCGCACCGCGACGCAGUCGACGGUCCAGUCGGCGUACUCGCACGCGUCCGGCGAGGACCUUGUGAACCCCUACAUGGAGCGCGAGAGCUCGCUCGUGCGCAUCCCUUCGAUCCGCCCCCAGUUUGCUGCGGAGACGACGCUCGAGAGCUGGCUCGGCCCCGACGACCCCCGCCACGUCCCUGCCUCCUCCGCGGGGCACGACAGCGGCCUGUUUGGCGAGGUCGAGUUCGCCACGGCGCACGGCUCCUCGAGCGAGGCGCACAGCGCUGCGCCGAGCACGGCUGCGCACGCGAUGCCCGGCAUGCUCUCCGUGCCCCCCGUGCCGGUGCAUGUGGCGCCGGCCGAGCAGCCGUACGCGCCGCGGACGCCGUCGCCGCUCGGCAUGCACCUUGUGCCUGCCGCGCCGCCGCACGGCACGUACGCCCCAUCGAGCUCGUCGCGCUCCUCGUUCCCCGCGUCGGCGCGCAUGUCGAACGACCUGCCGCGCAGCUGGAAGCACAACUCGAACGCUACCGCCUCGACCGAGAUUACCUGGGCCGAGGACGCGAGUCUCGUCAACGACGGCUCGCCCGGCGCGGCGCUCGUCAAGCUCGAGCGCGAGCGCAGUCUGCGGUCGGCUGCGGCCGACCGCGUGGCGCAGGCGAACAAGGCGUGGGGCGUCGAUGCGCCCGAGCCCGCGCGCCCCGAGCGUGUGCUGCUGCCUGUGCAAGGCCCGCGCACGAUGCCGAGCGGCCGUGCGUCGCCCGGGUCGUCGAGUGCCUCGUCCGAGUCGGUCGCGACUAACACUGCCGAGACGCAUGUGCACCUCUCGCCGAUCGAUGCCGGCUCGCCGCUGCUUGCGUCGCCGCUGCAGACGAUGCAGGCGUGGUUCAACAUUCCGUCGAGCGACAAAGCCGACGGCGUGCACCACGAGCCCCCCGCCGUACUUUCGUAG